Messenger RNA from Gaeumannomyces tritici R3-111a-1, 811 nucleotides. RefSeq lists its product as hypothetical. Bases 433 to 627 code for a protein of 64 amino acids. Lineage: Eukaryota; Fungi; Ascomycota; Sordariomycetes; Magnaporthales; Magnaporthaceae. The transcript has a single exon. The record is from RefSeq and is a predicted model, not a curated record.
CAAAAACGUCAGGAUGGUCCAAUCCCCACGACCGAAUUAGGCACGAGCAUUUUUCAAAGGUCUGCCGCACGCCCACACCCUUCCAGAUUUCGAAAACCCGCGCGUUGGAAGUCAGAGGGGUGGGGCCAGCAGGGGGACGACCAAGGCCCUGGCCGUGCUGGGACAAUGUACCCGAGGUUGGCGGCCUCCCGCCCGCAGUGGUCCGACAGCUUUGGCCUUUGGUUGAACAUGAGAGAUGCGAGAUAAACACGCCCAUCCAUUGAGCUGUCUGGUCCAUGGAUUUCCGCUACCUCCAGUCCUGGUGGGGCAGAGGUGAGGGAUGGUCACGAUACAACCAAUAGGCGGCGCAGGCAGAAGGACAAGCAGCAACACCGCAGUACGAGACCGACGCCAUCAUCUGCGAGCCACGCCGCUGCCAAGUAGGCGGGGUCGAUGGCCAAGCACGAUGACGAUUGGCUUGGAAUAAGGGGUACUGCAGGACAUCAAGGCCAAGAUUGUGGAAGACAGCAUGCAGCCAGAAGGACAACGCCCAACCUACACGGUGAAAGCCCUCUGGACACGCCUGUGGGGGAGAGGAGCACGACUCUCUGGAUAACGAGGCACGUCGGCGGGUUUGAUUGGGGCUAGGGUCCAUCGUGGCUGUGCCUGCUGCUUGAUGCGUGUGCCAGGCUAGGGAGGACGGCGAUAAACCAUGAGAAAAUCAGAGGCUGGGGACGGAUAGGACAGGCUGGGUCGCGGCGAAUAUCGUAGAGCCAGUCCAAGAAUCACUAGUGCGCGACUGCGCGCUGAGUUCUCGCGAUUCUGGGGCUUG